ACAACAUUAGUUAGUUGCUUCCUAGCGUGUAAAGUUUUUAGUAACAUUAUUAUACUUUAUAUAAAUUAUAAUCUUCAUAUUUCUUUUGAGAAAAUAUAACUCUUUCUGACGUCAUCAAAACCUGAGUUGUAUUUGUACAACCUGGAAAGUAAGACGAACCAACAGCCUGUAAAUAUUGGUGAUACUAUCAGCAGUAUCAGCUGUGAGCGGAACGUGACAAGCUGUCUACAUUAUGAAAGGUGAUCAAAUCGACGUGGUGUCUCCCAGUUAGUGCGUCAGUCUCAAACAGUCCGUGUAUUCAAUUUUACAUUUACCCUGUGUCUGUCGAGAUGGUGAAGGUCCAGCAGUGCAAUGGACCCGCGAUUAGUCUGAAUCCGCCAAAUAGACUGAGCAAAUACGUUGCUGCCCUCCGACCAUGGUCGUUCACAGCCUCUUUCACGCCAGUAGCACUAGGAUGUAUUUUGGCGUACAAAUCUGUGGGGAUGUUCAGCUUGCCUGUUUUCUUUACGACCUGCCUUACGGCAUUAUCUGUUCACGCAGCCGGUAAUCUCGUAAACACUUAUUUUGACUACACCAGAGGAGUUGACACAAAAAAAAGCGACGACCGAACGUUGGUUGAUAAAAUUCUUCUGCCGUCAGACAUUGCGUUUCUUGGUGGAGUCUUCUACAUAGUUGGCUGUGUCGGAUUUCUCGUUUUAGUUUUAAUAUCGCCAGCAAAGAUGGAACAUUUAGCUUUAAUAUACUUCGGAGGGCUUUCGAGCAGUUUCCUGUACACGGGUGGUCUGGGAUUGAAGUAUAUCGCUAUGGGCGAUCUGUUGAUUUUUUUGACGUUUGGACCAUUGACAGUAUUAUUUGCUUUUUUGACUCAAGGAGGACAACUCUCACUCAUGCCGUUCUUUUACGCUAUUCCACUUGCACUGAAUACAGAAGCCAUCCUGCAUAGUAAUAAUGCUCGGGAUGCAGAUGGCGAUUUGAAGGCUGGAGUGAUUACGCUAGCCAUUUUGUUGGGACAGGCGGGAUCAUAUGUUUUGUUUUCUGCUCUUAUGUUUCUGCCUUACAUCAUGUUUAUUAUGAUGGGAAUCCAUUGUACAAAGUGGUUGUUCCUUCCAGCACUCUCUAUAGUUGGAGCUUUUAAGCUAGAAAAAGAUUUCCGAAUCCGCCGUUUAACUGAUAUGCCCAGGAGAGUUGCGUUUCUUAACCUCAUCAUGGGGAUACUCUACAUCGUAGCGUGCUUAAUGGCAGAUGGUACUGCUUUACCAGCUCUGGUUUGAUACUGUAUGAAAUGUACAUGCAUACAUGUAGUAUACAAGACAAUUUUAGAAGUACACGUACUUGUAAUUUAAGCAAUUAUGGAAAUGGCAAAUGCAUUUUUCACAGCAGUUUUGCAGUUAAUGUGUAAUCUUGAGAGGAAUUUAAUUUGUCAGUGUUACAGAAAUAAAUAAUAAACUUUAAAAAAAUGACAGCAAAUUAAAACUUCCAUCCAUGGCAAAAUACAUGCCGCAAAAAAUUUAAAACAUCAUGACAAUCUACACGAUUUCUUUGGUUAAAUUCUAGGGUUGCAGCCCCUAAUAUGUGUAUAGUGCAUUUGCUCCUGAAAAAUUACCAACUUAGCCCAGUGCUUGAUCAACUUACUCUGGACAAUGAAUGGUCAAUAAGCCACAAUCCUGAAUCUACAAUGUUUGUGUAAACUAUGAAAUAAUGACUGUAUAUAACAGGUUAAUUCACAAAAACCCCAAAUUAUUAUGCAUGCUCAUUCUCUACAACAAAAAGCCUGUUAUUUGUAUUUAUUAUCAGCUCAUGUCUAUAUAACAUUAUUGUUAAAAAAGGAAUGAGUUUAAAAAAAAAAAUCCUGUACUUUGAUGCUAAUUAAUCUAUUUUCAAUUACAUAUGAAAACUUAAUUAGGUUUGGGGCAAAUUGAUUCUUGUGAUGGAUGAGUUGUCAGCACAGACUGGAGUGGGUGAGUUAACCAACUAUUUGGGGUGAGUUGGUCGGCAACGUUAUGUCCUCCCCCAACAAAUUUUAAAAAUAAUUGUUAGGAUUAGGGAUAGUUACAAGAGUUGUAAGAUUCAAAGUUAACUAACACAUUUUGUGUGUGUAUAUAUAUAUACACAGUAGAAUCUCGCAGGGUUGAAUACACUGCAAAACUCAAACUACAAACACUUUCUCGAGCACUGACGAGGGAGACCUCUGAAACUUGUGAGAGCAAUAGUUUUGUUCGAGUGUCGCUCGCAUAACUAUAGUUUGUGUAACUCGUUUUUCGUUCGCACAUUGAAUUUAUGAUAUGGCAAUCUAUUCCACAAAAAACUAUUCAUUUGCUAACCACUUACCCCAGCACCCUCCCCAGGAAUUGCAUCUGAAAUGCAAGCUGAUAUAUUUUCACUCUCAAAAUAUCCAGUAUUUGUCUGAAUUGUUAGGGUUUGGUUUUGUGAUUUUUAUAAUAUUAAUGGAAUGAUUGUAUGUACCUGUAUGUGUUUUUUAAAAGUGAAUUUUGCAUAUAAUAUUGCUGUAUUUGAACUUCAGAAUUUCUUGUUUAAUGUUUUGUGACAAAUAUAAAAACCAAAACUGUUAUACCUUCAGCCGAUGUCAGUAAUUUUUAUCCAGCGGCCAACAGCUGCCAUUUUUAAAGCCAUUGACCAACAUCAGUUCUUAACAAAACUAUGGCAGUUGCCGCCGGUGUCAAUGUUACGUUCGAGUCCUGAUAUUGUCUAAGGAAAUGUCUGUUUUAAUAUAUAGAUGUGUGUAA
Molecule: messenger RNA, 2744 nt
Organism: Gigantopelta aegis
Lineage: Eukaryota; Metazoa; Mollusca; Gastropoda; Neomphalida; Peltospiridae
Product: ubiA prenyltransferase domain-containing protein 1-like
Exons: 1
Coding region: 330-1271 (313 amino acids)
Biological process (GO): menaquinone biosynthetic process; vitamin K biosynthetic process
Cellular component (GO): endoplasmic reticulum; Golgi membrane
Molecular function (GO): prenyltransferase activity
Source: RefSeq, a predicted model, not a curated record